GCGGGGUGGCGGGUAGCAAUGGCCGUGUUCAGAAGGCUCCUCGACGCCGCGGUUCCUCGCCAGCCUCUGGCCGACAAGGGCAGCAGGGCCCGGGGGGCGCUGGCCAGCUCCAGGCUGGCGCUGGUGUGCGGGCUGGGAGGGGCGCUCGUGGCCUUUUGUUAUCAUCGUUACCUCGAGGAGCCCGAGGACAGGAGGAGGAGGAGGAGGAGGACCAGACUCGGGGUCAGGUUCGGGCUCCCGGACAGGGGCAGGGCUGCCCGGCCGCAGCUCGCUCUGCCGAUCGUGGCAGCCAAGGAGAAGCCCAAGAGUGCAUUUGAAGAAUAUGACAUUGAAGAUGUUGAACUCUAUGUUUCUUCCCAAGAGCAACGAUUCAGGCAGUUUGCUUCAGUAGAAUAUGAAGGCCAAUUUUACAUGACCCCAAAGGACUUCAUUCAAGCUGUUACCACUGAUGAACCAAGUCGAGUUCACCCUCGGAAAUCGCUUACAAGACAGGAAUUGGAAAAUGUGCUCAUAGAAACUCCUCCUGUUUGGAAAGGCACUUCAAAUCUUUUUCGAACUUUACAAGACAGAGGUAUAAUUGCCUACACAGAAUACUUGUUUCUCUUGUGCAUAUUAACGAAACCUCAUGCAGGUUUUAAAAUAGCUUUCAACAUGUUUGAUACUGAUGGCAAUCGGAUGGUGGAUAAGAAAGAAUUCUUGGUGCUUCAAGAAAUUUUUAGGAACAAAAAUGAGAAAAGAGGAAGGAGAGGUGAUGAUGAGGAAAAGUCUGCACAAGUGAAUCUGCAACUUUUCGGUUAUCAGUAUGCUCCUAGUCGCAGUGUACUAAAAAAAGAUUCCCCAGAUCAGAAUGCAAACAGAAGCUACUGGGAUAUACUGAGGCGUAACACCAGCCAAGCACUUUUUUCAAACCUUGUAGAGCGUAUAGAGGACAGUUUCAUUGUUGACACUACACUUCUUGUACAUUUUUUUGGAAGAAGAGGAAAGGCUGAGCUUAAUUGUGAUGACUUUUACAGGUUCAUGGACAAUUUACAAACAGAGGUUUUGGAGACUGAAUUUCUUUCAUAUUCCAAAGGAAUGAUCACUAUUAGUGAAGAAGAUUUUGCUCGUACUCUACUGCGAUAUACAAAUGUAGACAACAUAAGCAGUUACCUGGAGAAUGUUCGUCAAAGAAUUCCUGAAGACAAGGGUAUCACUUUUGAUGAAUUCAGGUCUUUUUUUCAAUUUCUGAAUAACUUGGAGGACUUUGCCAUUGCAAUGCAAAUGUAUAAUUUUGCAAAUCGCUCAAUUGGGCAAGAUGAGUUCAAGCGUGCUGUAUAUGUAGCCACAGAUCUCAAACUUUCUCCACAUUUGGUCAAUACAGUCUUCAAGAUCUUUGAUGUAGACAGAGAUGAUCAGCUAAGUUAUAAGGAAUUCAUUGGUAUUAUGAAAGAUAGGCUUCAUAGAGGAUUCAGGGGCUACAAAUCUUCACAGCAACACCCCAAUUUCAAAAUUUGCCUGAAAAAGGAGUUCUUCAAUAGAUAAGUGGUCAAGUUGCAAGACAGUGAAGGUUACUGCAUGUGUGUGCAUAAAAAAAUGAACAAACACUUGAAAUUUUCAAGGCAAUGAAGAAUAAGUUCACUAGGUGAUGAUCUUGACUUUUGCAGGAAGUCACAGAGUACAAUGGUAAGAGGCCAUUGGACGAAUUCACUUUCAAAUCCCUCCACAGCCUCCCUCUACACGUCUGCAACCCUAAUGCCUGGCUGCUCAAUGUGUUCAGUGCAAAACAGCCUGCUUCUUGUCCCCUUCCAAUCAGUAUGGGAGUUUUCAGCCACUAUACCCCUGCUCGGGCUCCGUCUGAUGCGUGAAGUGCUUUGAGCCAUCUUCCAGUGUGAAAGGGGCUGUAUAAAUUGUUACAUCUUAAACGUGUCAUAAAUCUCCUACUUGAGGUUGCAGGCAUAUCAAUAGAGUAAAUUUGCAUGAAGCACACAAAAAAAUGUUGUACUGCUUAAAUGCUGGGUGCUAUUUAUUGCAUUGAGAGUGCUCAAUAAAUUGGUAAAAUAACAGCAUCGUGAAUUUCAGUAACAGAUCAUUUCCUGAUUAUUUAAAGUAGGUGUAGAAGUAUGUAUCAUGAUCACAGAUCUGCUAUAUGCUGCAUUGUGCUGGUAGUUCAUUAAUUAAAAACUUUGCAGUGUAGCUUUUUUUACCUGACUAUCAAAUUUGAGGUUAGGUUGGCACAAUACAAUUCCAUACAAAACAUGGCUAGCACCAUAUUUCUAGACUAUUGUUUGCAUUUAAUGUAAUAUGUUAUUAAAAUGCAAAGGUGUAUUGUGCUGUUGAACCUGGGGUACUUUUGUUUGCUUAUUGAAGAAUUUAGUUGAAACAUAGGCAAGAAAAUAUUUUAUUGUUUUGUUUCCAUAGUUGAGUUAUAUAAUUAUGUAUUGAUGUAAACAAAUAUUGAAAUAAUUGAAUACAUAUACUUUUUAGGAAAAAUUUAAUCACGUCUCAAAAAGGAACAUCAACAAGUCAUUAUUGUGCUGUUGUAUCUGAUAACAAAAACUGUUAAUACAUAUUUGUGUUUUAAAUUCGUUUUUAAAAUAGUAUUGUGUGUUGUACCCCAUACUCGGCACACUUUCUUUCACUGAAAAAUAAACUAUGCAUAAUUUAGUUUUAACUUAUUUUAUUUUGUGUUAGGCGAGGUUUGCUGUGCAUAAUUCUGCAAAUGUGAAGAGACCUUAAUGAGCAUGGUUAUAAUUGAAUGUGGAGUAUUGUAUAUUCUUCAAAGAUCAGAUUUACAGCAAAUUAAAAUAUAUUAUGGUCAACAUGGUGUUGCAUUGAAAUUCAAGAUUUAGUGCAGUAAAUGUGACACGUGACCCCCCUCAUGCCCUUCUCAAUGCCAAAGUCCAUGAAUUUUUUGGAGUUUGAUAUUUAGUAACAGCUAGUAUCCCAUUAAUCAGCAAUUGGUUCAUAGGAUAGAAGUCCAGUCUUUACAGAUUUCACCAUUGAGAAUGGGGGGCAAGUGUAUAAAACACAUAAUUCCUUGAUGCGAAAUAUGGCUAACAAAGGAAAGCUGCUUUGGUUGGUUAUCUAAACAAAGUACGUGUACUUUGAUUAAUCUUUCAAAAUUAGCAUUAUUGUUAAAAAAACGAUGCUUUUUAUAGAAGGGGAAAAAUAGUUGUGGAUUUUGUGACUAGUUUGACAAAAAGGAUGAAAAUCACAAAGUCCAUAAUUUGAGUGCUGCGUAGGACAGAGUACAUCCAUAUGAUUGUAUUUUGUUUUUAUGUAACUGGUAAAUGAAAAAUUUUCAAAAGUUAUAGUUUAAGAUUUUCAGUCCAUUUCGAGGUCCUGUAUCAGUUAUAAUCUGUCUGACCUUCUCAAACUCACCUAGUGUGCAACCUUGGCAUCCAGACCAAUCUUCAGCUCUCGUUUUUCCCUGAUGUUCGGUCACUGACCAAUUCCUCUUUUCUUCACCUCUACCACAUUGGCCACCUCCACCCUAAUCUCUCACCAAAUUACUACCAACACACUUAUUCACGCCUUUGUGUCCCACUGAGACUUUUUAAAGCACUCCUCACUGGUACCCCUAGCUCCGGCUUCCACAAGCUCCAGAUAAUCAAGAUAAUUUUUUAAAAAAUGUUAAAAACUAAAGGGAUAUGGAGAUAGGGC
Molecule: messenger RNA, 3642 nt
Organism: Callorhinchus milii (elephant shark)
Lineage: Eukaryota; Metazoa; Chordata; Chondrichthyes; Chimaeriformes; Callorhinchidae
Gene: micu3a
Product: mitochondrial calcium uptake family, member 3a
Exons: 15
Coding region: 19-1521 (500 amino acids)
Biological process (GO): mitochondrial calcium ion homeostasis; calcium import into the mitochondrion
Cellular component (GO): uniplex complex
Molecular function (GO): calcium ion binding
Source: RefSeq, a predicted model, not a curated record